Molecule: messenger RNA, 1255 nt
Organism: Sycon ciliatum
Lineage: Eukaryota; Metazoa; Porifera; Calcarea; Leucosolenida; Sycettidae
Product: phosphopantothenoylcysteine decarboxylase-like
Exons: 3
Coding region: 299-904 (201 amino acids)
Biological process (GO): coenzyme A biosynthetic process
Cellular component (GO): phosphopantothenoylcysteine decarboxylase complex
Molecular function (GO): FMN binding; phosphopantothenoylcysteine decarboxylase activity
Source: RefSeq, a predicted model, not a curated record
UUUGAAUCAAGUUUGUGUUCUACUUCUAUUUUUCGACAAUUACAUUUUGGUUGCAGAUUAUUUAUAGUGCUCGGCCUCUUGAGUUUUGUCCUCGAAGCGGAAUAUCUACUAUCUGAAAAAUUCUGCUAGCUGCUGCCUGAGACAUUUCAUUUUCAAGCAGGGAUUCAUCAGGUGAAUGUCUAGCGAACGUCUGGCUUGGUGACCGCAACGCUCCUCUGCCAUCGCUGUCAUGCCCUGCACGAUAUCUGAGACAUGAAGUUGAACUUGGCGCACAGGUUUGCAAGAGCGUAACAGCAGCAUGGAUCAUUUUCAUGUCCUUCUAGCUGCCACGGGCAGCGUGGCUAGUAUCAAGUUGCCGGAGAUCAUCCGCAAGUUGGUAUCCGGCGAGACGGAAACAAUCCUGGAGGUCCGAGUGGUCGUAACCAAGACCGUGUCAGAGUUCGUAAGCCACGAGGCACUGCUCGAGGCUGGCGCAGCGCAGGUCUACUGUGAUGAGAACGAGUGGGCGCAGUGGCACACGGCGCACACCGUGCUGCACGUGGACCUACGGCGCUGGGCCGACGUGCUGCUGAUCGCUCCGCUCGACGCCAACACCAUGGCCAAGCUAUCCGGAGGCCUGUGCGACAACCUGCUGACGUGCGUUGCACGUGCCUGGGACAUGGCACGCCCUGUGAUCUUUUGCCCAGCCAUGAACACUCACAUGUGGACGCACCCGCUGACCAGUAAACAUGUGCAGGUUCUAACGGAUGAGCUGAAGUACUUGCAUGUGCCGCCAAUUGCCAAGCGACUCGCAUGCGGUGAUGUUGGGGUAGGCGCUAUGGCGUCUGUCGACACCAUCGUGGAGUAUACUCGUCAGCAGGUGGAGACAUAUGGCUCAGAGGCACGCAAACGCAUUGCAGAGUAAAUCUUGUUCAGUAUUCCCCAUCUGGCUGGGGGCAUCUGGCUCUCUCUCUCUCUCUCUCCCCCUGACUGCUACUUUUACAAUGCUGUCCUCUCACAGGUUGCCUUUUUAUUUUUUUAAUAAUGACUUGAUGUUGAUCUAAUUACCAUGCUUGAAAAUUACUUCAAAGUAUUGUGUUCCUCUCCUGUGAUGCUGGACAUCCAGUUUAGAAUAGUAUUCGAUGAUUUUAACACCCGUCACAUUUUUUACACUUUGAAAGUGUACGCGUAUGUCACGAAAGGUUUUUUGUUUUGCUUUCAUUGUCAACUUCAUGUUGUGCAACUGCUGGAAAACUUAAGGACAUGCACAACAACA